Cylicocyclus nassatus is the source of this 1826-nucleotide messenger RNA. NCBI's taxonomy places the organism in Eukaryota, Metazoa, Nematoda, Chromadorea, Rhabditida, Strongylidae. The record is from the annotation of a GenBank genome assembly.
AGUUCCGAUACACUCUCAGACAUCGUGGUAGCGUGGAGAUAACAACUUAUCAAUGAGGCGGCAGAGCUUACCAUCCGAGCUUUUGCUCGGAAUUGAUCGAACUCUGGACCCAGAAAUGCAAGCAGCACCAACAGCUCGGACUGAUGAAAAGGAUCAAUAUAGGACUUGCUGCGCCGUUUGUCACAUCAAAUUCGGCACAACAGUCCUGGGCGCUAUCGAGCUGCUGGUAAGCCUUACUCUUCUGAUCAGUGCAGCACAGCAGGUGGUUUGGAAAAGUGGAGGUUCACAGCACUGUUCUCACAAUUUCCUUCGCGACUGUCUGAUAUUCCAGUUCAGCCACUUUAAUGUCACACUGAUUCUCGACUACAUUGUGGUCUUUAUGAUGGUAUUCAUUCUAGUUUCUAUAGUUCUACUGUUCUGCGGAAUUCUCUCCGACACUUCUAGUCUAUUACUGCCGCAUAUUCUUAUCCAAGCCAUCUUUUUGUUAUUUUCCAUAGGAUAUUUCGGGUUUUAUGCAGUUUCAUACUUUUACGGAGAUUUAUAUGUGCACUCAAGACCAUUCACUUUUAAUCAUUUUAUCGAGCGGAUGUGGCUUGCAACUCUAUUACUAUCUUUGGCAGCCUUCCAGACUUACCUGUUCUCAGCAGUCAUUCGCUGUAGCAUGUAUUUAUCGAGGAUAGAAGAGCAACGCAGGAAGAGAGAAACCGCUUUUGAACGAUGUAGCGAACGAGUGCGACUUGCCAAAGAAAAUGGGUUGUGGAGGACUACUAGCUGGGGUGGUGGUUUUCAAGAGUACAAAGGUCAGUACGAUGAGAGCAAACCUAAGAAAGCACCGAAACAGAAGAGCGUACACGUUCAGUGGUCGGCUACUUUGAGAAGAUCUGUCGCAGGAGAUGACGAAACAACAAUCAAAUUGUUAGAUUAUGAGAGGAAAACAAAAAACGAUAUGCACGAACCUCUGCUAAAAUUAGAAUCUGUGGAUGAAAGUCCCGAAAUGAAGCCGGCAAGAGUUGGCAGCCACAAGCAGCAUACACACGAUAAGGAAGUGACGCGAAAGCGGUCGGAUCAACACACUCACUCCAUUGAUCAACCUUCGACGUCAAAAACACCAGCACCACCAACAACGCGGCCAUCUGGGCCCAGACUGGAGAAGCAAGUAUCGCGAGAAGGUCAUCGCAGAGGUAGCACUUCUUCGACGAGUCCCCAUAGACGAAAAGAUUCUCAGUCAAGCGUCGGCGUCGUUGAAAGGCGAAGAACGUCUUCGAGUCCGCGAGCUUCGCUGAAAAAACAGAAAAGCGUUGAUGUGGAGGGAGCACAUCCGGCUGCUGUUUAUAAAAAUAGAUCAUCACAAGAUUCUCGAAGAUCCUCUGUAGGAACAGCUGACCACCGCCGCAGUUCUACUACGUCAAAUCAACGGCACCAGAUUGUCGCACAAGGUGCACAAACACAACCAACUGCCGCAGAAAAGCGUAGCGAAGUUCCACACAUCAAACGGGUAUCAAUUUCUGCAACUCAUCUAUGAUCUAUAUGCUGAAUUGGAAACUAAUAUUUACGCCUGAGAAGCGUACAGAGAGAAUCACAUGAUACGGCGCUAUCCGGAAGAUCUUUGGACACAACGUGAUACCGGCACUUUGCUAGUUGGCGAUCUCCAGAAUCCCUUGCCUAAUCAACAUUUCACAAUCAUGUCGUGGUAAUGAGUGCUAAAAGAAAAGUCGUGAAAAUACAACCUUAUAUCCACAGGCUACUCACCGUAGAGUUUACUUGCAACAUGACCAGGUUUCCGUCUGAAGUUUCAAAUUCUCCGUAGUUUUCAAGAACGCGUACCU